CAACCAGUGCAGUUUCAUGGAAUCACCUUCUUCUGAAACAUUACCUCGUCAUCCAUCAUCUCACACCAGCUGCAUCAUAUCCUAACGGUUUCCAUGACGUCCUAUAUAGGCAAAUACCCAAUGUUUAAAGGAUAUUUUGAGUGCAAGCCGUAACGGCAACCUUCCUUCUUUUCUCUGGCGAGAGGAACCAAUACCAUGCCAUGCAACACUCCUUUCCUUUCGUUCCAUAGUCAGAUCUGUUUAUCCUUCCCGAACUCUAUCUAUCCAAUUAUUAUAUGAUUUCUAAUCCCCGGUUACUAUAGUUAUUAUUACUCUCUCUCCAUCAUGGAAACCGAGCUCAAAUCCAUGAAUCCGGACCCCCCCAAACCCGAACAACCCCACACGUCUUCCCGAGACGAAGGGUCCUACUCGAAAGACGACCGUCCGCUUCUUAAAUCGGAACCGAACCGAGUCAACUCAGUGACAACAGAGAAGAACAUAGAGGAGCUGGAGAAAAAUUUUGUUGCAUUCGUCCGCAGUGACGUGUACGGUUCGAUGGGACGUGGGGAGUUACCAUUGGUUGAGAAAGUUCUUUCAGCAAUCGCGGUGGUUACACUAUUGCCGAUACGAUUCGUGCUUGCAUUGGUUAUAUUGGUGGUGUAUUAAUUAUUAUGUUAUUUGUAGGUUUGUACGCUGUUUUCGGCGCCGAAUCGGGAUGAGGAGGAGGGGCAGGAGGAUUUUGCUCAUAUGGGAGGGUGGAGAAGGGCGGUUAUUGUUUGGUGUGGGAGGUUUUUGUCUAGAUUAAUGCUUUUCGUGUUAGGGUUUUAUUGGAUUAGUGAAAGCUAUAGAGAUAUUGAACUGCCUAAUCAAAUUAAAUCUUCCUCCCGGAAUGAGGGAAAAGAUCAAUCUGAAGAUCUGGAAAGAUCGGGGGCAAUACUAUCAAAUCAUGUUUCGUAUUUAGAUAUCUUGUACCACAUGUCUGCUUCUUUUCCAAGGUUUGUUGCCAAGAGAUCAGUGGCUAAACUUCCUUUAGUUGGUCUCAUCAGCAAGUGCCUUGGUUGUGUAUAUGUUCAGCGGGAUUCCAGGUCAUCUGACUUCAAGGGUGUUUCAGGCGUUGUGACUAAAGGAGUCGAAGAAGCUCACGAAAAUAGAUCUGCUCCGAUGAUGAUGCUUUUUCCUGAAGGCACGACAACAAACGGAGAGUUCCUUCUACCAUUUAAGACAGGUGCAUUCUUAGCUACAGCUCCUGUACGUCCAGUGAUUCUUAGGUAUCCAUACCAGCGAUUCAGUCUUGCCUGGGAUUCAGUAUCUGGGGCAGGUCAUGCUUUCUAUCUUUUCUGUCAAUUCAUGAAUCAAAUGGAAGCAAUAUGGCUUCCUGUUUACUACCCAUCACAAGAAGAGAAGGAUGAUCCAAAGCUAUAUGCUAGCAAUGUCCGACGGUUGAUGGCUUGUGAGGGUCAUUUAAUAAUGUCAGAUAUUGGACUUGCUGAGAAGCGAAUAUAUCAUGCUGCUCUGAAUGGUUUGUUUUGACAAUGCUAAUUAGGAUUCGCCCUCUGUAUAUUUUACAGUACGAUUCUAAGAUUAACAGAAAAGAUUAAAAACUCUAGGAAUCAUGAGCAGGAUAGUGUCUCGUAUGUCCUCGAUUGGAGAUGCAUUUACCUGGAUUUUGUAGAAUCUUUGUGGAGCUGAACUGGCGUUUACAAAGCAGGGCAUUUACUUUUGAUUCCACAUCUUUUUAUCUGGUAGCAAUCGGGGAGUUCUAUAUGUUACACAUAGAGGUGGCUCAUACACUACCAUUGCUACUAAAAGGAUCAAUUAGAUUUCAGAGUUCACAAUGCGUACUUGAUUUGUAUCUGAUGAAUUCAGAUUUUUGUUGAGGGGCGGGCAAGUUAUCUUCUUAACAC
Molecule: messenger RNA, 1883 nt
Organism: Populus euphratica (Euphrates poplar)
Lineage: Eukaryota; Viridiplantae; Streptophyta; Magnoliopsida; Malpighiales; Salicaceae
Product: lysophospholipid acyltransferase LPEAT1-like
Exons: 9
Biological process (GO): phospholipid metabolic process
Cellular component (GO): endoplasmic reticulum
Molecular function (GO): lysophosphatidylethanolamine acyltransferase activity
Source: RefSeq, a predicted model, not a curated record